Messenger RNA from Aricia agestis (brown argus), 1105 nucleotides. It is a transcript of the gene dcma, whose product is annotated as syntaxin-23. The record is from RefSeq and is a predicted model, not a curated record. Lineage: Eukaryota; Metazoa; Arthropoda; Insecta; Lepidoptera; Lycaenidae. Gene Ontology annotation, biological process: G protein-coupled receptor signaling pathway. The transcript has 5 exons. Gene Ontology annotation, cellular component: neuron projection. Bases 94 to 774 code for a protein of 226 amino acids.
GAACUAGUGAACUAUAUGUUGAGCCAAUGGCACACCAAAAUGAACUAGUGUAUACGUAAUAGUGUGGGUACUCGAUGUGGUGCGUAGACCGCCAUGCAGCGGGGCGGUGUCAUGUCCGGCACCAUCCGCCAUCUCUCCUACCAUCACGAACCGGAACCCAACGCCAACUCGCUGAUAACGGAGAUCAACGUGCAGCUGGCAGCAUUCCGGGACCUGCUCAUCCACAUCGGCCAGCCGCACGACUGCCCCGAGCUGCGGGAGCGCGUGCGCCGGCUGCGGCGGACUUGCGUCGAGGCGACCAAGCAGACCAGCCAACUGGUGCUGCCUAAUUGUAAAAAAACUGGGAGCGAGGGGUGCGCGGACCAGCCACAGCUGGUGCUGCUGUACUUCAUGUCCCAGCUGCUGCUGCGAGAGCUGGCCAAGUGCCACCGCCUGGUGCAGCUCGUCCCCAUGGACAUGUCAUCUUACUACGAGAAUCGCGCGGGGCCAUCGAAUUUCGGCAACGUGAUCAGCCAGAUUCUGCUGUGCAAGCAGAUCACGCCGGACUUCAACCAGGAGGAGCUGUGCAGCAUCGCCAAGGACACGCAGGAGAUCACGCGGAUAGUCACCGACAUACAGGACUACCUGCCGCAGCAUGAGAACCUCAAUCACUUAGAGUCGAGCGGGGCCCUCAAGGGCGACGACAUGAACGGCCUAUGGAGGAGCAAACGCCGGGGCUCCCUGUACAAGGGUAUGGGCGUCCUCUGCUGUAUGUCGAGGCCCAACUACCUCUGAGGGUGACGGGUCUCACCGACGAGGCCCGCUACGGCUGUCACAAUAAACUUGGUGUUCAGUGAAUGAAAGGGUCCAUUAUGCGAGGAUUAAGGCAGUGUUAGAUCGAAUACGCGACCGAAUUCCAGUGUGGUUGUUUGCAGUAGUGUUUUAUUAUGAUAACUUUAUUUGGGGGAUAUUACCUGAUUUAACGCAAAAUGGUUACUGCAAAAUUUAAUAGCUAUCGAUAUUGUAAGUAAGUAACCAAAGAGAUUUUUCCAGAAUUUCUAAGCUAACAAAAUCAAGGUUUUCCGAAUAUGUAGCCAUCACGUAAAUUAAGGUAUCGUUCCGAAUU